This is a messenger RNA of Physcomitrium patens, 1528 nucleotides long. RefSeq lists its product as uncharacterized. The record is from RefSeq and is a predicted model, not a curated record. Gene Ontology annotation, cellular component: BRCA1-A complex; BRISC complex. Gene Ontology annotation, biological process: double-strand break repair. Lineage: Eukaryota; Viridiplantae; Streptophyta; Bryopsida; Funariales; Funariaceae.
UGUGUGCAUUCACACAGACGUCAGAACCAGACUGGGAGCAGAGAACUGUGGGGCUUGACGUCGUGUCUCGGAGUCUGUUUUUCGGGUCUCUUUCCUGAUCGAAAUCUUCGUCACAAUUUUGCAGCUAUGGCGAUGGUGGAGCAGCCACGGCCUCUGUCUUCACCGUCGACCUCUGGGACAGCCAUGGUGCCAUCCUGGUUAAAUGCCCAGCUGCAGUAUCUGCGCAUGCACUCUCCUGUCCCUCUCAAGGUAGAAAACUUACGAUCAGGUGCUCGCAAUGGUCACAUUUUGGACCGCUUCUCUCUCUUUGUACCCUGCUGCCUUUCGUACGUAAAAUGGGAUGUUGUAUACAACGGGAAUGACACUCGGGUGGCACCCGACAUCAUAUUUGGCGCUGAUGACGAAACUUUCCAGCCACUCAUGGAUGAUUCGGAACUUUCACCAUGUUAUUACUUGCGAGACUGGACAGUUGCUGAUCCUACUAGACUCUUGAAACUCAUUCUUCUCAUUAGGGGAUUGUAUCUGCAAUAUCAGCGGAAGAAAGUAGAAGAAGUUAGCGAUGAGCGCGUCCGAUUUGAAAUGAGCACUAUGGCUGCAAUUCAGGGGUUGGAGAUGUGCGUAACGACUAUAUCCGAAGGGAUGGAAGAGGUGAACUUCGCAUUUCCACUAGUGCUGGAGAUGGAGAAUCCUCACUCUGCUACAAAUUCCCAGUCUUCAUCCAUUACCUGUAGUGAUAUCUCUCUGCAAGUAAAGUUUCCAGUGCGUGGGGGACAAUCAGGAGGAGGUGCCCCGCAGCUGAAGCUGGUGGCACCUGAAGGAAUGAGAGACGUAUUCGACGUUGAUGAUGUCAAACUUCCUGUAUGGCCCGAGCACAUGUGUUUAGUGGAGUAUAAGCCAACACUGGAGCUUACUCUACAGCAACAGGUACGAGAAGCGCGUGCAUCUGUUCGAUUGCGAAGGAAUUUCGUGGAGGCAUUGUUCCCGUUCUUUGGUCAUCCUCUUGAAGUUGACACGCUAUACUACCGAAAGGCCUCUAUUCUGACCUCCUUUGGAGUUUUUACUUUUUUGGUACAUUUUGUGCUGCCAAUCCAAUUUCCAAAGAUACAGCCAUCGUUUACUUUUCAAAGUUCUCAGCAUUUCGAUGCACGAGGUAAGCCUCUUGUAUCACGCCUAUAUCAGGAUUACCCUUGGAGUCCACGCUGGGAGGCUUCUGAAAUGGCGCAGCGAAUUUUCGACUUUGUGGCUGAGGAGUGUCUAGCUUUCAAGAGAAGUUGUGGUGAUAUCCUUAGCCAACGCUAACUUCGCCAAAUAUAUGUAAAAGUAUUUGUAAAGUCAGCCAAACGUCCAAAUUGUUGAUGCGAGGGAAUAAAUGAACUGUGGAUUAGCUUUACAAGCUUUCAAACGAGUUGGAUUGGAGUAUGUUCAAUUAUCAGUGGUACAUUUUACAACCCUCAUUGAUUCAACGGUGAGAUUGCCAAUGUAAUAGCAAUAUGGUGAGUAAUGAAGCGUCAACAUCCAGUUCAUCAUA